Messenger RNA from Phialemonium atrogriseum, 1555 nucleotides. RefSeq lists its product as uncharacterized. The coding region runs from base 151 to 1476 and encodes 441 amino acids. The transcript has a single exon. The record is from RefSeq and is a predicted model, not a curated record. NCBI's taxonomy places the organism in Eukaryota, Fungi, Ascomycota, Sordariomycetes, Cephalothecales, Cephalothecaceae.
CUCUCCAGGGGUAGGCCGAUCACUUCCAGAUCCACUACCACCUUCACCUCGCCGUGUUGUGCGUAUACAUGAGCACUGGUGCCCAGUUGCACGCUUCUUCUUCCAGUCACCCUCAAUUAGACCCCCUUGGCUGGUGCCUAUUAGUCUACCAUGUUGCUUAGAGGUUUGUUGGUCGCUGCCUCGUUCGCCAUUCUGAGCCAUGGCGUGACCAUAAUUCCUGGCGGUGAGCCAAAACCGUACACGGGAGCCGUCGGGGUUUCGUCUGUGGAUGAGUUCUUCAGGCUGAGCGCGGGUAACGAGUUCCUGAACAACUCGGCAGAGGUGCUCAUGUCAUCCUUCGACAACGGCCCCCUCUCCAAGGACGAUGGGAUCCACGCCUCCGGAGACAGUUUCAUCCGGGGAGCCAUCCAGGCCUGGGGCGAGCACCUGCACCUCGUUAUCCGACCAGAGGAGGUCUGGUUCACGAUCCUCGUGCAGAUGAACUUCUACAUGAACGCCCACGCCGAAGAUCUCCGAGACAUGUUUGUCGACCACGACGGCCAAGAGCUCAUCUACAUCGAGGAUCUCACCUGGCACGACGUCCUGCUCCGCUUCCAGGACGAGAUCCAGUCGCGCGUCAAGACCGACUGGCUCCUAGACUGGCUCACCCCCAACUUCACCACGUCGACCGCCGACGACGCCAUGACAGCCAACAUCCUGAUGAUGGGCCUAACCAAAGCCUACUUCAGCUUCGAAGGCAGCAUCAUCUGCGGCCUCCCAUCCGUCACCCUCCUCGGCACCCAAUCCGACUGGUCCGCCCUGCUCGCCAAGCUCGACCGCCUCCCGGCCUUCGGCCCCGACCCCGCCGCCUACAAGACCCGCCUGACCCCGAUCCUCUCCCGCUUCGUCUCCAGCUUCGCCGACCCGGACGCGCCCGCCACCCGCGCCUUCUGGCGCCAGAUCGUCUCCGCCACGCCCAGCCACGUGUGCGGCGCCCCGCCGUACCACGUGUCGGGCUGGAUCACCGGCUUCUAUUUCUGGGACGCCGAGGGCGCCCCGUUCGCCCGCGCCGGGGAGGAGGGGGGGUUGGCUCUCGACGGCGUGACGUACCCGAGCCUGGACCUGACGCGCAACGUACCGGCCGGGUACGCGCGCGCGCCCCUUGUAAUGCACGACUAUGGAGGGGAGGAGCGGUUCCAGGCGUUUGUGGCGGCGGGUACGCUCGGGAAGCGUAUCGUUGCAGGGGCGCCGGAGGGGUACGGCGCUGCGGUGGAGCGGGCUGCUGCUGCUGCUGGGGGCGCGGUGGUGGAUGGGGAGGGGGAGGCCUACGAGGAGAGUGAGCAUGGGACGCUCAUGCCCCUUUCGUCGUGGAUGCUGUACGGGCCUGUCGAGCAUGAUGGGCCGGAGCAGCGAUGGGUGGCUGAGCAGGAGUUGUCGGACCUCACAGCGGCGAUUAGGAGUAAUUUCAAUGAGACGCAGUGCGCCGCGAACGUUUGAUUGGUAAUUAGCGGUGCUCGAGGCGGUGGCCACUCCCCGGGCUUUUUAAAUAGCAUGGGAAAUCAUCAAUUAUUUCGAC